GGGUUCAUGAACAUUCAUCUAACGCUGAUGAACCACCAUGGCCGCUGCUGUAGUAAGAGGUAUUGGCUCAAACCUUGCUAAAAACCUUCGAGAGAUUCGUCUACAUUUGUGCCAGACAUCGCCUGCGAGUCAAGGAGCAAGGGAUUUUGUGGAACAGCACUAUGUGGAACUGAAGAAGGCAAACCCCACAUUCCCCAUCCUCAUCAGGGAGUGCUCAGGUGUUCAGCCUAAGCUUUGGGCAAGAUCUGAUUUUGGCAAGGAGAGCAGUGUGGCCCUUGACAACAUGAAUGCUGACCAAGUGGCUAAGGCGCUGGAGACAGUUGUGAAACCAUAAGCAUGACCAACUAUGCUCCCCUGACGACACCUUUCCAACCGUGAGAUGGAGUGUCGAUUGUAAAUGACAUAUGUAUCACAUAAAUCUCUAUUGCUGUUCUAAUAAAUCUGAGUACUAAAUUGUGA
This is a messenger RNA of Coregonus clupeaformis (lake whitefish), 459 nucleotides long. RefSeq names its product NADH dehydrogenase [ubiquinone] 1 alpha subcomplex subunit 2. The record is from RefSeq and is a predicted model, not a curated record. Bases 38 to 334 code for a protein of 98 amino acids. The transcript has 3 exons. Lineage: Eukaryota; Metazoa; Chordata; Actinopteri; Salmoniformes; Salmonidae.